This is a messenger RNA of Rhinocladiella mackenziei CBS 650.93, 1602 nucleotides long. RefSeq lists its product as uncharacterized. The transcript has 2 exons. Lineage: Eukaryota; Fungi; Ascomycota; Eurotiomycetes; Chaetothyriales; Herpotrichiellaceae. The coding region runs from base 1 to 1602 and encodes 533 amino acids. The record is from RefSeq and is a predicted model, not a curated record.
AUGAGUGCGCCUGUUCAAGCACAGUCGAUAUCCUCACUGAACAAUCUUUUUGCGAAUCCGCCGCAAUAUCCUCGAAAUCCUACUCAUGAAGUACACAAAUCUCUGGUGCUCUACAUCGUCCGGGUCCCAGGCAGUCAAGAUGUCUUCCUCACACCUCUCAAACCACCUACGAAAGCCUCCGUAAGCAUCGAGGCAGUUCAAUCCAGCCUAUAUUUUCUUCAUGUUGAAAGACCCGAGGACGAGGAGCUGAGAAAAUCAUUGGAGGCUACCAAGAUCACCGAAGUUCGCGACGAUGAUGUCUCCUCGAUUCAGAGGAAACCACUUCCUCCCACCCCCCAUGCGAAUUAUCCUGCCUCCCAGCGACCUGCCGCUCCUCCCAAGAGCUAUCCUCAUUAUCAGCCGGCGCUGAAGGGUGUGGAAAAUGCGACACAAGCCGGACGAUUUGCUGCCCGUGGCACCCAUCUGAAAUUGACCCCUCCAGACACGACGAAUGCUACUGGUAUGGUUCGCAAACCCGUGGGUGCCCGGUCAAUGCCAGCACGAUCCCAUUUCGAGACAUCCUCUGCCAUCAAAGAUUGGGACAGCGGAGAUUCGCCGAGUCCUAUCGAACACGCGCAAGGACAGUUCAGACUGGCCAGAAAAGCAGUCCGAUCGACGUCUCCAGCAGAUGCCCAGCGGCCGAACAACACGGACAGUCGUCACAGAUCCCCGACGCGAGCAAACCUGGACUACUCUGGGAAGGAUGCAGCUUUUAAUUCACCAGACACUCCACCGCCUGGCACAUUGUGCAUCACUCUGAUUCGUAGGGAUCCCGCGUCGGGGAGCCAGUGGAAUGUGGGAAGCAUAUCUCAUCCAGGCACAUCUUCCAGGGACACCCCUCUCCGUGCGGUUGAGAUUGAGCUGACCUCUCCCGGAUACAGCAAGUUCGCCCGACUGGAGGGGGGUGGAGGUCACUCUUUCCACCGACGAGUUGCUUACAUGAUCGCCCCCAGCGGUGAAGGAUCGUCGAUGACGGGGCGAAGAAGUAGCUCCAAUGAGUUGCCUUCCGGCGCUGGCACUCCAACGAGCAAGAAACCCCGUCAGGCCUAUGCAUUCAUCUCGCCGUGGCAGGGGAUGUGCUCUUUCAGCAAUGGUUUGGACGGUAAAAGCCUACGGUGUCGACAUGUUCUAUCAUCUGCAAACUCCUCGAUUCCGGGAGUCGCUGCAGAUGUUGCGGAAAUACGAUUCAAUCUCCCUUGGGGCAUUCUUCGUUCUAGAGAUCCAAACAAGCAACCAUGCGAAGUUUCAGAGGUUUCUCCCCAGAUUUCCGCGGCACAUCCGCCAUGGAGACGAAGUUUUCAAGCUCUGACCAACAAAGCUCGCAUACCACUCUCCCAUAGCGACCGCGGUGGUGACGCGCCAUUGCCCAGGCUCAAAUCAGCCGAAGAGCGUCGUAUGAGUCUUGAUCUUGGUCGUGAGAAAGCCGGAGGAGGAUUCAAAGGUCACAGUGCGAAGCUGGGGAAACUGAUAAUCGAUGAUGAAGGCUUGAAGAUGUGCGACUUGGUAGUAGCAGCAUGUAUGGGAGUUUGGUGGCAGCAUUAUGCAGGGGACUCGUGGAAUUGA